This is a messenger RNA of Stylonychia lemnae, 1077 nucleotides long. The record is from the annotation of a GenBank genome assembly. NCBI's taxonomy places the organism in Eukaryota, Ciliophora, Spirotrichea, Sporadotrichida, Oxytrichidae.
AUGCAAGGAUUAAAAGGUUACAUUUAUCUAAUCAUAUUAUCAAAUAUUCUAUUGCCUGUAUUAUCUCAAAAGUGCUUUGGAGUAGGUCAACUACCUUUAGUAUUUGGCUCAAAACAGAAUAUAAAUAGUAAGGUCAAUGUUUUGAGCUAUGAUUUCGAAAAUGAUUAUGCCUAUUUUGGUGGGCAGUUUGGCGAUAUACCAAUGAUCGGAUUCUUCAACAAUUAAUUAGGCUUUGAAAGAUUACUAUGGCUAAAUUCCUACAAGAUAAAUGGUGAUUUGUAUUUGAACUAAUAAUUAUCUGAGAUAGAAGCCUUAAAUAGUAGAAAUACUACAAUAUAUGCGACUGCAAGAAGCGCAAAUCUACCAGCUGAUACUCAAGGAUAUCAUUACAUUUUCAAGAUAGAUUUCCUAGGAAGAUAUCCUAAAGGAAUUUAGAUUAUAAGAUAGAUUUCAGAGGUUCUAUUUAAGUAUACUAUUGAUUUCGGACCUAAUAACACUGUCAUCUUUGCUACUCAAGAAUAAGAUAGAUUAACAAAGUUAUACAUAUUAUCAGAAGAUUUAACUUUAGUACUUGCGAAGUAUACAUUCUAAAAAACAACUAGAAUAGGAGUUAUAAUGUCCAUACCCUAAACUAAUAAACUAUUUUUAAGUGGUGCAUAUAACUUAUAACCCGCAAUAGGAUCAGGUUUAUUUUUUUACCAGAUUGACUUAAAUAACUAAUUAAAUACUUAUACAGUACCUGCUUUUGAUAUAACCUCAAAGUUCUAAUAUGCAUUAAUCUUAAGUAUAGUAGAAUAUAUUGAUUUGUCUAUAAUUGGAUGUUUACAAAGAAGGGGAGGUAAUUAAGCCAUAGGAUUUUAUAUAUAUGAUAAAUAAGGUACAAACAAAGUUUACAUGAAAGACAUCUCUGAAGAUUAUAAAACUUCAUCAGAUGUCACAUGCGUAGGCAUUUCUAAUUAUACUGCUGCAUAAAAAUUUGUAAUAUUUUCAUGUUGGAUAUUUGGUAACAAAUGGUUACAAUCGUGGAUUUAUAACUAUUUCAAGUCAAGGUUACCAUCAAGUAUUGUAAGAUGCUGA